Prorocentrum cordatum is the source of this 696-nucleotide messenger RNA. NCBI's taxonomy places the organism in Eukaryota, Dinophyceae, Prorocentrales, Prorocentraceae. The record is from the annotation of a GenBank genome assembly.
AUGGCGGGUGGGAUUCCCCGAUCUGCCCAGGACCCCCAGGCGAAGGUGCUCAUUAUCACGGUCCAGUGCGGGGGCAUCGGUCUCAAUCUUGUGGCUGCCAGCCAUGUCAUCCACUUCGACCGCUGCUAUAACCCUGCCAAGGAGGCGCAAGCGACGGACCGCUGCCACCGCAUGGGCCAGCAGAAGGUGGUGCUGGUCCACCGCCUCGUGAGCGAGGGCACGUACGAGGAGCGCCUGGAGGAAAUCAUGCAGCGCAAGCAGGACCUCAGCUCGCUCACGGUGACGCAGAGCGAGGAUUGGAUCGCGGAUUACGACGACCAGGCGCUGUUCGACCUAUUCAUGCUGCGUUCCACCUCGGGCGGCGCCACGCGUCGAAGCGGGGGGCGGCCGCCUGCAGAAACCCCGCGGCGCUCCUCGUUACCAAGCGUGCCAGAGUUCUCACCAUCGCCUGCUCCAUUCCCUGGCGCGCACGUCGGUAGCUUCCACGGCGGCAGCAGCAGCAGCAGCAGCAGCAGUUCGGCCGCCCCGCCGCCCGGGAAGCGCCUGAAGCUAGGCGGCAGCGAGUGCUCCAUCUGCAUGGACAAGCCGGGCACCGUCACUCUGCUGCCGUGCUCCCACGCGGGCUUCUGCCGCGGGUGCGCGUGGAAGGUCAGCACGUGCCCGAUGUGCCGCCAGCCCAUUGUGGGCCGGCGGUGA